This is a messenger RNA of Eublepharis macularius, 5676 nucleotides long. It is a transcript of the gene ATAD5, whose product is annotated as ATPase family AAA domain containing 5. The transcript is spliced from 23 exons. Gene Ontology annotation, molecular function: ATP hydrolysis activity; DNA binding; DNA clamp unloader activity. NCBI's taxonomy places the organism in Eukaryota, Metazoa, Chordata, Lepidosauria, Squamata, Eublepharidae. Gene Ontology annotation, cellular component: nucleus. Bases 10 to 5295 code for a protein of 1761 amino acids. The record is from RefSeq and is a predicted model, not a curated record.
GCGGAGCGGAUGGUGGGCAGGGGGGCCAUGGCCGCGGCGGCUUCCCCAUGCGACAAGGACGGGGACGCGCAGCCAUGUAAGAAAAGGAGAGAAGAUGACCCUUCUGUUAAAGCAAUUACAAACUAUUUUUCACCAUUAGCAAAAAAUGUUGAAAGAGUGUUGUCACCACCCAAAUCAAGCAAUAUUAUGGAUUACUUUAAAAAAACAUCCCCUUCUAAUGAGAAGAUUGCUUCACCUGUGGCAGAGAAGGAAAGUAAGACAAAUCUAUUAUCUCUGGAAAUUUCUUCAAAGCCUUUGACAAAACUUAAGAGGAGAGGGAAAAGAUGUAAUUUAAAUAAUAAAUUAAAGGAUAUGAGAACACUUGAGCAUGAUGCUGUGCCUGACACGAACGAUGGUGAAAGCGAAAAAUGCGGUCCAAAGGAAGACGGCUUGAAAAUGAAUUUAAUUGGUCACAGUGCUCCUGAAUUGCUUGGUCCCAAUGUGGAAGGAAUGUUAAAUGAUGGCAGCAAAAAUCUUCCCAACAAUAUCAGUAGCAAAGAUGAAGAAAUAAAACGGAAGAUAGAGAAGAAAGUAAUAAAUAAUAACUUUAAAAGAUCUAAGAAAAGGAAGCAGAAGGAUGAGACAGAUGCCCCUGAAAGUUUUAUUCCUGAAACUGAGCUAAAUGGACUGUCUAAAGAAGUUAAUGAGAUACAACUUGUGUCUAUCAGUGAGCCUGAAAAUAAAAGAAUAGCAAGUGUUUUGGGACCUGAGACUAAUACACAUGAGACACUACAAUUAAAUGAUAGUACAGUUACUGUAUCAUUUGAAGACUUUCUGAAAAGCCAAGGAGAAAAUAAAGUCGACCAAAUUUCAAAAGGCCAAACACCCGACAGUUCGGUUGCAUUGGGUGAAACUAUCAGCUGCCAGACUGUUCAGCCAUUGCCACUUAAGAAAGUAACUGUCCUUGCAGAAAUUCAUCCUGUCCCUCCAAAAUCUCUCUCUUCUCGAAAAAUAGCCUCUAUCUUUUUAAAACAAAAAACCAAAGCAGCUAAAAGAGGAAGUAAUCUAUCCACUCCAGAGGUGGCGAUUACUAAGAAAACCACCCAGAAAAGAAGAUCUAAUGUUGUGAUAGCAGAGGAAGAGUUAGACUUGGCUGUGUUAGAAUCUCUAAGUUCAGAGACUGUGAAGUCAAAAUGCACUGCAGAAGAAAGAUACCAGUUCAUGAAAGCCUUUAAACAGCCAGAAUCAGACCUAGUAAAAAAUGGAGCUAAGAAAGGACCUGGUAAACAGAAGGAGGUAGGAGAAAACUCUUCCAAACUCAAAGAAGAAAUCGAAGGAAGUGAGGAGGUUUCUGACAAAAAACUAGAAAAUGAAGUUCCAAAAAAUCGUGUUGGUAGUGAUUCUUGUUCUAAUACUGGCAGAAAUCUUACUGCCCGAGUGAAAAAUAACAAGCUCAGUCGAAAAAGAAUGAUAUUAGAAGCAAAGAUGAAAAAUUUAAAUACUAGUGAAAACCAGAAUAGUAAUGCUAAUAAUCAGAUUAAGGUAACAACUACAACGGGGACGCAGAGCAAAUGGCAUCAGAAAAAGAUCAGAUUGAGAAAAAGUCCGCGGCAAAAGAGAAGUGAAGCUUCCAUAAACAUUAGUCCAGAAAAAGUGAACAUUUCAGAGGCUGCUACUGAAAAUACACCAGGAGAUAGCCCUCUACAGGCUUCUACUCCCAAAGCAAAAAAUAAUUCCUUCAAUCAAAGUGACCUGUAUAAGGCUGAGGUGAUGACGGAACCCUCUGAUUCAAAGAGCCCAAUAAGGAUGAAAUUCACCAGAAUUAGUACAUCUGAAGGAUUUUCACAGCAGAGUAUAAAGAUGAAUGCUACAUGUAACAAUAUAUCCAAAGCCAAAAAAUUGAUUGAGAAAGCAAAGGCUCUACAGCAAAACAAGGCGAGGAUUAUGGAAGAGACAUACCCGCCUCUAAGACGCUCUUCUAGACAGCAGGCUCUUGCUGAGAAGAAAAGGCUACAAAAUACAGAAGAAUCUGUGAUUAUUUUGGAUUCAAGUCUAAGUAAUGUUACUACUGUUUCAGAAGUGGUGGAGAAGCAAAAGAUUCUUCAAAAUUUGAAUGAUGUUUUAGGCAAAAAGGCUGGAAAUACAAAGGCAACUAAAACUAGUGGCAAAGAAAAAGUGUCUUCGUUAAUCAGGAAAAAAGUUCAGAAGUCCGCAGCUGAAACCAUCAGGAUUUCUGACGAAAGCAGUGAAGAUGAAUCUGAAAACUCUCAAGAUGACGAGCAGUUCAAAGCAAAACGUACAUUUUUAAUGAGUGGUUUGCCAGAGUCGCUGAGAAGGCAAAUGGCAAAGAAGGCAGCAGCUUUGGAAGCGUAUUCGGCAGCUAAUGCCUGCUUCCCGACAGUGGUCCACGUGCAGCAGAAGGAUGAGUGCUUGAUGUGGAGGUUGGCACCACCCUCUUGCCCACUCUUAACUCGUCUGCGAGAGAAUUCUGAAGUAACUGGCAUUGCACAGCGCACUUUCUCAUUUGGUGAAUUUUCAAGUUUAAAAGCACAGUCUAAUGGCACAGAUUCUGCAAUUAUUGUGUCAUCUGGCUGGCGACCAUUUUUUUCUGAAACACAGAGGAAUUAUUUGUUGGAAGAGAUAAAGUCUUCUAACCCCCAGUUUCCUGCGAAAAGAUUUUUUGAUCUACUCUUGAAAAAACAAGUUAUUCCUGAAAAUAAUAAACCAGUAAACAAAACUGAAGCUGGAAUUUCCAAGACACACACAAAAACUGACAGUCGGAGAGAGACCAAAAGAAAACGAAAAACGGAAGACCGUAAACACAAAAGAAGGAAACAAAUAGAAAAAACAGACGCUAAACUGUCUGACACGGCUUCCGAAGAAUUGUGUGUAAAACAGGCAGGCAUGGAAAAUAAAAUCCACACGAUGGACACAAAUGAGAUUGACGCAUCAGAAAUUAUCACAAUAGAAGACUGUGAUGUGAACAUGGAAGAGAGUUCUGUUUCUGAUUCUGCCAAUGAAGAUGUGCUCUGGACAGAGAAAUAUCAACCACAGAACUCCAAUGAACUUCUAGGCAACACUGCAGCAAUUAAAAAACUAUACAGGUGGCUGAGUGAAUGGAAAAAAAGGGCUUAUUUGGAAGAAAAUGGAGCCCAAAAGGAAGAAAAAAGUGGCAGUCAUGAAGACUCUUCAGACAGCAUGGAUUUUAAAGAUGACAGAUCAUACAGCGAUGAAGACACUGAACUGUGCAAUACCAUGCUGUUAAUUGGCCCACCAGGUGUCGGAAAGACUGCAGCGGUUUAUGCUUGUGCACAAGAACUUGGCUUCAAGAUAUUUGAAGUGAAUGCUUCUUGCCAACGCAGCGGGAGGCAAAUUCUUUCUCAACUGAAGGAAGCGACUCAGUCUCACCAGGUGGACAAGCAAGGUGUAAAUGCUCAUAAGCCCUGUUUCUUUAACAGCACUAAAUCUCCAAGAAAACUCUCUCCCAGAAAAGAAUGUUCUCCAAAGAAGCCUCUGGUUUCACCUAGAAGAGUUGGAUUAAAACAAGGCUUGGCACCCAAAACCUUAACAAACUAUUUCAAAAUCUCUUGUAAGGAAGAAAAAGUGGAAUACCAAGGAAACAAGAAAGAAAGAAAGGAAAGCUUAUCCGAAGAUAAAGUUCUGAUGAAGUCAAUAAAAAGGGGAGCAGGAGAAGAAGAAUCAAGUAAAAAAUGUGCAACUUCUCUCAUCCUCUUUGAAGAGGUUGAUAUAAUAUUUGAUGAAGAUGUUGGAUUUCUAAAUGCCAUAAAGACAUUCAUGACCACUACUAAGAGACCUGUCGUUCUUACUACCAAUGAUCCAUCAUUUAGUUUAAUAUUUGAUGGCUUCUUUGAGGAAAUCACCUUCUCUGUACCGUCUUUGGUAAACAUUGGAAGCUACCUUCAGGUUUUGUGUUUGGCUGAGAACUUACGAACAGAUAUAGGGGAUUUUGCUGCUUUGCUAACUACGAAUAAUUGUGAUAUUAGACAAAGUAUUCUCGACUUACAGUUCUGGGUUAGGAGUGGUGGCGGCUAUCUGAAAGAAAAAAAUAUGGAGCUUCACGAAGGAGACAAGAAGGCGUGUGGCGUGGAACAGGUUACUUGUACCGACGAUCCAGCGAGCUCAAAAAUCUCUGAGCUGCCCUUCUUAAAACUUCCCAAGUGUGACACUGGCUGCACUGAAAACUUGCUUGGCCUCAAGAACAUUUUUUUGCCUUCAGAAGACCUGCUCUCAUUCCUUAAGCAUGAGAUCACAACCAAAGAAGAAUGGUGUAAGCUAAUACAUCUCCUUGCAGAAUUCCAGAUGAAGAAUAUAGACUUUAUUUAUAGUAAUCUUGAGUUAAUUUUACCAUUACCAGUUACUGUGCUUUCAGAACCAGCUCAGAUAGCGAAUCCUCAGCUUAAAACUAUCGUGGAGAAUUUUUCAAAUCACACAGCCCUUGAUGGGAACUGCUUGGAAGAAGCUAGCCCUGUGAAAAGGUCUAAACAGACAAAGCACAAGAGAAUGAUGGCUUUACUGGAUGAUAGUGACUUAUUUGAGAGAGAGAUGAACUAUUCAGAGUUCAUUACUGUGCCAUCCGAAGCACCGAGCUCAAGCUCUGAAGGAGAACAAGGACGGAAGCCUGCAACUGAGAGCACUGACACGUUGAGCAGCGGAACGGCAGCAAAAGCAAAAGGCUCGGUUUACGCAUUCCAUUGUCUAAACUCAUUAACUGAAUUUGUGGAUAAUAUGUCCCUCUUAGACUGUUGCUUAAAUAAUCAGGAAUCAAAGCAAUCUUGUAAAUAUGAGGAAUUUAUUUGGACAAAAGGCAAGAUCAAGAAUGGACUGUCUGAUGAGUUUAGCGAGGAACACACAGAUUGGUGGAGUUCCGAAAGCUGCAAUGAACUGAAAGCAAUGAUGGAGGCGUUAGCCUUCAACAAAUGCUUUAAGGACGUUUCAAAAGCCACGCAGAGCUGUUUGAAUGCUGGAAAGGAUGGAUUCGAAGAACUUACACUCUGUAUUUCAAAAGAGCGAGUCCAUUUACACUUCGGUCAGUUGGCAACGAAAUCCAGCAUUCAACAGAAAGCUGAGAAGAGGUUGGAAAUCAUCAAAGCUGCCUUUUCCAGUAGAACUCCUUUCAGUCUGAGCAACAGACAAGCCAAUAUAGUGGAAUACCUGCCUACUCUCCGCAACAUUUGUAAGUUGGAGAAGCAGAAAGAACAAGGAAAAACAAAAAGAAGAUUUCUCCAUUACCUUGAAGGAAUUCACUGUGAUUUUCCAAGAGGAAUUUUGAACAGUCUGGCAGCUGACUUUCCUUAAAAUGAUUGAUGCCAUUAACGCCUCUGUACAUAUGAAAUCAUUUUAAAUGUAUAUUCAAAGUGCUGUUUAUAUUUUGAUUCUAUUUAAAGACACAAGCUGUAUAUAUGUCCUGUAAUGGUGCUGUUCAUAGUACAAAUGUGAACUCCUGAAAUCUACAUCAGCAGUGUUCAAAUACAACUAGUGUGAUACUGCAUAAACCUGAUUCUUUCAGUAUAUGGCUUCUGUUUUUAAGGAGCUAUUUCAGUUGACAGUUUCAUAUUUAGCAGUAGGUGGCGUAUUUAAGGCAUUCUUCUAAUUUCUAUCUAAAUGUUGUACGUCUUAUGAAAACGUUAGUCAAAUGUUGACUGAAAUCUCUUGCAAUUAAACUGCCAAACUUCUUAA